AUGGCCCCCACUUCGUCGACCGAAAUUCUCAUGGCUCAAGACUCCCCAAUCAAGCGUCGUCGCGGUAGACCCUUGAAAGCCAGAAAUGAUAAUCUUUCCAAUUCAAAAAUUAAAAAGGCAACCUGUUUGAAAGUAGCUCGUUCUUCAGCAGCUGUUCUUAAAGCUGGUUCCCCAAACCAUAGAUCCCCAACAAUGAAGGUGCUGCCAACUGCCCAAAAACUAAAGGCGGUCCUUGCUUUACAAAACCACGGUCUACUGCUUUCUACUCCUAAGCCUAAAGGAGGACUGAUUUUAUCCUUUGGAUCUGAUCAUAAGAAGAAAUGGACCCCAAUCACAAGAAGAUUAUUUGAGAUUGGUGGCACUGCCGAAAUAGAGUCUCAUAACAGUGACAAAAAAUCUCACCAAGGAAAAAUUCUUAUUCAAAAGCAAGAGAAUGAUGAGGAUAGAUCUUUCCUAAAUUUCAGAAAUAGUGUUAUUGCUCGUAAUCAAAGAGAAAAGGAGAAUUACCGUGUUUCCCAUCUCCAUGAAGUCGUUAACCCCCUUGAUAACCACGGACUAAUCGACCCAAAUUCUCUUCUUUCGUCUCCAAUGUUCUCUGGUACGAAAAAUCCAGACUUUUCUAGAGCUUCAAAUCUUCUCAAUGGUGAUUUUUUCUCUUCCCCUAUCGUGUCAAGUCGUCAUCAGCAACAUAACGAUGUCAAUCUUGUUACCUCACCAACUGGCCUUCCAACGUCUCCUAGCACUUUAACUAUUAAUAACGACCAUCACCAUCGGCUUCUUCAUGACGAUCAUAUUAAUCUCCAAGUUGAUCAUGAACAAACUCUUCAACAUCAACAAAAUCACAAUGAAACUUUGAUUGCUGCCGACAUUACCUGUAGUCCAGCUGCAGGAUUCAAUUUCUCGUCAAUCAUUCAAUCGUCACCGGUUUUCCACGGCUAUUAUAUGAAAACUCCUACUUCUGCCUCGUCAUCUCGCAACAAUACGAAAAUCUCUGUGAGAGCCAUGGAAAUUAAACCAUCCCCUAGUCAAAUGCGAGGUUCGGGUGAACCAGAAAUUGAAGACGAUUCCGAUUUGGAGUUUGCUCAUCCACCAAGAUGUAAGGCAAAUGUCGACGGGGAAUCUAAUGAUGAAGCUCCUGGCCCAUUGUUGCCUCCUGUGACUAUUCUGAACCUUGAAUUCAGUAGUGAUGAGGAAGAUGAUGACUUUCCUGAAAAGUAUCUUAUUAAUCAUAAUAGACCAGUGGUGAACACUAGCGGAAUCUCUUUGACGGUAGACAGCUCGGGAAGAGCCAUUAUUUCUCGUCCUCCAACCACCGCGCUCCCUGUUGCUUUCCCUCAUAAUAACUUGGCUUUUGGAAGUGACACCAUUCGCCGUACCAUAAACAAAACUACUCCAUCAUUAAUGUCGUCUCCUCGGUAUGACACACAAAACAACCGUCACUUUUUGCCCUCAUCUCCAUUUCCUGCUAUCGCAAUGGCUGAAGACUUCUUUGCUAGACCAUCGAACCCAACUACUGACGAAACUCUUGAAACCAAUUCAGAAAUAGAAGAGCUGGACGGGAAGUUAGGGCAACAAAAACUUCAUAGACCACAUAUCAUUCACAAUCCAGUGUUUGCCACUAAUAUUCCUACAAAGACCAUGAUUCCAGCUUUUGGAAAUGGUGUUAAAUUGGAUGCCAGUUUCAUGAGCGAUGACUCAAUAGACGAAAAUGGAGCAGGUGAUUGUGAUGCCCGGGCUGCAUUGAUGAAGAUGGUAGGAAUGAGGGGAUAA
Molecule: messenger RNA, 1770 nt
Organism: Saccharomycopsis crataegensis
Lineage: Eukaryota; Fungi; Ascomycota; Saccharomycetes; Ascoideales; Saccharomycopsidaceae
Exons: 1
Coding region: 1-1770 (589 amino acids)
Source: RefSeq, a predicted model, not a curated record